This is a messenger RNA of Lacerta agilis (Sand lizard), 8992 nucleotides long. RefSeq names its product calmodulin binding transcription activator 1 (gene CAMTA1). Gene Ontology annotation, cellular component: nucleus. Gene Ontology annotation, molecular function: transcription coregulator activity; double-stranded DNA binding; protein binding. The record is from RefSeq and is a predicted model, not a curated record. Gene Ontology annotation, biological process: regulation of transcription by RNA polymerase II. The transcript is spliced from 23 exons. Lineage: Eukaryota; Metazoa; Chordata; Lepidosauria; Squamata; Lacertidae. Bases 185 to 5158 code for a protein of 1657 amino acids.
AGCGGCGGCGACAGGAGAAAGAGGGGGGGCCUGAGAGAGUGAGGGAGCGGAACCGGAAAUAGGUCGGCAGGAGGAAGGGGCGGGGGCAGCAGGCGGUGGCGGCAACGGCAGCGGCGCGCGCGCCUGCCUGGAUCCCGGUCGCGAGGAGGAGGCGGCGGAGGAGGAUGUGGCGCGCGGAGGGGAAAUGGCCGCCGAAAACAAGCCGGAAGAUGAUCAUGGAAACAGCAAUGGAAGUCAUGUAAAAAUCUUUUUACCGAAAAAGCUGCUUGAAUGUCUACCAAAAUGUUCCAGUUUACCAAAAGAGAGGCACCGUUGGAACACUAACGAGGAAAUUGCUGCAUAUCUAAUAACAUUUGAGAAACAUGAAGAAUGGCUAACAACCUCCCCUAAAACCAGGCCUCAGAAUGGCUCUAUGAUCCUAUACAACAGGAAGAAGGUGAAAUACAGGAAAGAUGGAUAUUGCUGGAAGAAGCGGAAAGACGGGAAGACCACCCGAGAAGAUCAUAUGAAGCUGAAGGUUCAGGGGGUGGAGUGCCUGUAUGGUUGCUACGUUCAUUCUUCAAUCAUCCCCACUUUCCACAGAAGGUGCUACUGGCUUCUUCAGAACCCGGACAUUGUGCUGGUCCACUACUUGAAUGUACCCGCCAUCGAGGACUGUGGAAAGCCCUGUGGCCCCAUCCUGUGCUCCAUCAACACCGACAAGAAGGAGUGGGCGAAAUGGACGAAAGAGGAGCUGAUUGGCCAGCUGAAGCCAAUGUUUCACGGCAUCAAGUGGACAUGCAGCAAUGGGAACAGCAGUUCGGGCUUCUCUGUGGAGCAGCUGGUGCAGCAGAUCCUGGACAGCCACCAGACCAAACCGCAGCCUCGGACGCACAAUUGCCUCUGCACUGGCAACUUGGGCGCAGGUAGCAGUGUGCACCACAAGUGCAACAGUGCCAAACACCGCAUCAUCUCACCAAAGGUCGAGCCGAGGUCAGGCGGGUACAGCGCCCACUCCGAGGUGCAGAACAACGAUGUCUCCGAAGGGAAGAACGAGCACAGCCAUGGCAAGUCGUCCAGCCGGGAGAAAAGGAAUGGCAAAGUGGCCAAGCCGGUCCUGCUGCAUCAGAACAGCACAGAGGUCUCCUCGACCAAUCAGGUGGAAGUCCCCGACACCACGCAGAACUCCCCCGUGUCCAUCAGCAGUGGGUUGAACAGUGACCCUGAUGUGGCGGACAGCCCGGCUGUCACCGGGGUCUCCAGCAUGGCCGUUGCCUCAGUGAUGGGCAACCUGUCGCAAAGCGCCACGGUCUUCAUGUCGGAUGUGACCAGCGAGGCCGUCUACACAAUGUCACCCACUGCGGGUCCCAAUCAGCACCUCCUGUCCUCGGAUGCAGCUGCCCAAGGGCUGGUCCUGGCCGUGAGCUCGGAUGGCCACAAGUUUACCUUCCCCACCGCCAGCAGCUCAGAGGGCCUGUCCAUGCUGCCCGCCAGCGUCUCCGAAGAGCUGGUGCUCUCCACCACUCUCGACAGUGGCCGGAAGAUCCCAGAAACCACUAUGAAUUUCGACCCGGACUGCUUCCUUAACAAUCCCAAGCAGGGGCAGACGUAUGGAGGAGGAGGCCCCAAGGCAGAUUGCCUGGGCCCCAACAUCAGGCAGUCACCCACGACAGAGCGCGGGUUCAACUUCAGCGCAGCCCUCACCAAGGAGAUUAAGACGGAGGACACGUCCUUUGAGCAACAGAUGUCGAAAGAAGCAUUCUCCUCCUCUUCCUCGUCCAACUCGCUCACCCUUACGACCGGUUCCAGUUUGCUUCCGUCCGGCGGAGGCCUCAGCCCCAGUACCACCUUGGAACAAAUGGACUUUAGCGCAAUCGAUUCCAACAAGGAUUACUCCUCUGGUUUCAACCAAGCGGUCCAGAGCCCUCACGUCCACCAGACCCCUUCCCCCAGUUUCUUCCUGCAGGAUGCCAGCAAACCUCUGCCUCUGGAGCAAAACAGCCACAACAACCUGAACGAUGCAAGCAGUUCCUUUGUCAACCCUUUAGGGCUCCCCAACGUGAAGACGGAGGCUUCCUCCCAGAGCACCUCCAACUGCAACGGCACGGUGGAAGCUCGCAUCGAGUCCACCUCUUCGCUCCAGCUCAUGCAGUUCCAGGCAAACUUCCAGGCUAUGUCGGCUGAAGGCGAGGUCCCAAUGGAGACCUCACCGCAGGCAGAUGGGAACGAGAACCUGCUGAAGACGGGGGAGCUCCAGGCCUGUGGUGGGACAGAGCACUACAUGCAGCCCGAGACCAACGGGGGCAACUUGCGGAAUGGGAACAGCCUUCCCAUCCUCCAAGCGAACAUGGUGCAAGGCCUCUACCCAGUAGCCCACCCGGGUUUGAACAACUCCUCCAACAUGGAGCUGAGCUUGGACCACUUUGACAUCUCCUUUAGCAACCAGUUCUCUGACCUGAUCAAUGAUUUCAUCUCUGUGGAAGGUGGGAGCAACACCAUCUACGGGCACCAGCUGGUAUCAGGCGAGAGCAGUGGGCUGUCCCAGCCGGAGGACGCCAACCGGGCCUCCUACAGCCAGGCAGAGAUGUGUAUCCCCUGCUGCAGCCCCCAGCAAGCCAGCCUGCACCUCAGCAGCAGCACAGAGAAUGGGGCAAGCACUCUGGCCUACAUGCACGUGACUGAGGUGGUGUCGGCGGCGGCGGCAGCUGCCGCUGCUGCUCAGGGCACCCUGGGCAUGCUCCAGCAGAGCGGGCGCCUUUUCAUGGUGACGGAUUACUCGCCAGAGUGGUCUUAUCCAGAGGGGGGCGUGAAGGUGCUGAUCACAGGGCCCUGGCAGGAGGCCAGCAAUAACUACAGCUGCCUGUUUGACCAGAUCUCAGUGCCGGCCUCCUUGAUACAGCCGGGGGUGCUGCGUUGUUAUUGCCCAGCUCAUGACACGGGGCUCGUCACUCUGCAAGUGGCCUUCAACAACCAGAUCAUCUCCAACUCGGUGGUCUUUGAGUACAAAGCACGGGCACUGCCACCCUUGCCUUCCUCUCAGCACGACUGGCUGUCCCUGGAUGAGAACCAGUUCAGGAUGUCUAUCCUGGAGCGACUUGAGCAGAUGGAGCGGAGGAUGGCCGAAAUGACUGGGUCCCAGCAGCAGCAGCACAAGCAAGGCGUAGGUGGUGGUGGGGGCAACGGCAGCGGCAAUGGAGGUAGCCAAGCACAGUGCGUCUCGGGGGCAGCCACCUUGGGGAACUGCUUUGAGAGCCGUGUGGUGGUUGUGUGUGAGAAGAUGAUGAGCAGGGCCUGCUGGGCCAAAUCCAAGCACCUCAUCCACUCCAAGACCUUCCGGGGGAUGACCCUCCUGCACCUGGCAGCAGCCCAGGGCUAUGCGACCCUCAUCCAGACUCUCCUCAAAUGGCGGACCAAGCAUGCUGACAGCAUCGACCUAGAGCUGGAAGUGGACCCCUUGAACGUGGAUCAUUUCUCCUGCACGCCGCUGAUGUGGGCAUGUGCACUGGGCCACAUGGAUGCAGCUGUGGUCCUUUACAAGUGGGACCGCCGCGCUAUCUCCAUCCCCGACUCCCUCGGGAGGCUCCCCUUGGCUAUUGCUCGUUCUCGGGGCCACGUGAAGCUGGCUGAGUGCCUCGAGCACCUGCAGCGGGAGGAGCAAGCCCAACUCAGGCAAACCCCCCGGAUCCCCUGUCCUUCGCAUGAGGAACCCAGCAGUGAGAACUGGAUCGCCCAGUGGCACAGUGAGAUGGUAGCCUCUCAGGAGCCCCAGAAGGGAGUCACCGUGAUUUCCAAUUCCAAUACAGAGCUGAGGCGGCCCCGGUCCGAACCCUCCAGUUACUACAGCAGUGAGAGCCAGAAGGAGUACCCUGCACCCAAAAAACACAAACUGAACCCCGACUACUUCUCUGCUCGGCAGGAGAAGCUUCUUUCCACCGCCCUGAGCCUGGAGCAGCCGAGUGCCCGGAAGCCAAGCUCCAGUGCUAAGCAAUCCCUCCCAGAGACAAUCAGCCCCAGGCAUGGGGUGCGGGACUAUGCGCGGGAGCUUGUCUCCGAAGUAGCUGGCUACCACAGCUCCGGCACACAGGCAGGGGCCAAGUGGAGCCCAAAGGAGGCGUAUAUUGGCGUGCCUGCGAUGCAGGUGGCAGGCAGCCCCAAGGGGCUGGCACUGGGGAAGGACUCAGGGGCCCAGCAGCUCCAUCCGCGGGAGCAGAUGAGCGUGCUGAUGAUGGCGGAGCGGGAGGUGGCUGACGCAGAGCUCCUCUCCUUCCGGGACGGCACAGAAAGUGAGGACUGCUUGCAUCACAUGGAUGACCUGCAGGUGACCAUGAUGACUCUGGCAGAGCACAUCAUCGAAGCGACCCCAGAGAGGAUCAAGCGGGAAAACUUUGUGCCAAUGGAGGCGCCACCAGCCGAGAGGACGGAGAGCGCCACCAUUAGCACUUCAAUGAGCUGGCUGGCCAGUUACCUCGCAGAUGUCGACCAUUUACCAAGUGCUGCUCAAAUAAGAAGCCUGUACAUUGGACCCCUGACCCCUUCUUCCAACACCAGCCUGAGCCCUGCAAGCUCACCAGUCAAUGAAAUGGCUUUUGAGAAGCCCAGCCUCCCUUCGGCAACAGACUGGACAGAAUUCCUAAGCGCCUCCACCAGCGAGAAAGUCGAAAACGAGUUUGCGCAGCUGACCCUCUCCGAUCACGAGCAGAGAGAGCUCUACGAGGCUGCCAAGCUGGUCCAGACGGUCUUCAGGAAAUACAAGGGACGCCCCCUCCGGGAGCAACAGGAAGUGGCCGCUGCUGUCAUUCAGCGUUGUUACCGGAAAUACAAACAGCUUACUUGGAUAGCCUUGAAGUAUGCACUUUAUAAAAAGAUGAUACAAGCUGCCAUCCUCAUCCAGAGCAAAUUCCGAAGCUACUACGAACAGAAGAAAUUCCAGCAGAGCCGGAGAGCUGCUGUCCUAAUCCAGCAGUUCUACCGCAGCUACAAGGAAUGUGGGAAGAGGAGACAAAGUCGCAGGACGGCUGCUCUCGUGCAGCAGAAGCUCAGAAGCAGCUUGCUCACCAAGAAGCAGGACCAAGCUGCUCGCAAGAUCAUGCGUUUUUUACGACGCUGCCGCCACAGCCCUCUGGUGGACCAUAGGCGGUACAAAAGGAGCGAAAGAAUUGAAAAAGGCCAAGGAACUUGAAGAAAGAGGCGGCAGCGGCAGCAUCCCGUAGCAAUGUGACAUUGCUUUUCAGACUGUUUUCAUUUUCUGUUUUUAGCAGAAACAUGCAACAACUACAAAAAAAAUAUUUAAAAAAAAGAAACUGACUGCAGUGCCGAGAAUUUCGGCUGCAGGAUUUUAAUGGUAAUGUUUAGUCAUUACAUUUGCACUUUCAUGGACAACUUUUAAUUUGUUCAGCAAGACAUCUUGGAACUCAAAUCUUUGGUUGGAUCAUGGGGGGGAAAGUGACACCCGGAAGGCGUUUUCAUGAGUUGCUUCGUUCCUCUCAAAUAUGAAAAAAGAGAAGCAAUUAAUUAUCCUUUUCAUAUAGGGCUGUAUUAAAACAAAACAAACAAUGUGUGGAACUGUACAAAUAAUAAUACCAAAAAAAGCAAAAACCCCACAACCCAAGAAUGCUAUUCCUGCACCUGUCAAUCAUCUCCAAGACCUGGAACCGUUGGGAUUCCCUGUGGAAAGGCGCUGCUCACCUUCCUUCCAUCUUGUGCGGGGCCUCCAUCUUCCCUCCUCCAUCACCUCCUUUGCACACCUGUGUCUUUUUGUUCUUCAUUGAAUCUCUCUCUGCAACUUUUUAGAUCUGCUGGUUUUAAAUGUAUCCCGUGGGACUUUUCCCAGAAAGCUGUCAGUGUUUUUAAGGCAAACGGGUAUUUUGCAAGAGGGUGGGGUGCGGGGCGGGGGAGAGAGAAUGGGUGAGCAGCUCAAGCAAAAAGAUCCUUUUGGUUCGGUGGUUUUCCUUUUUCUUUCUCUCUCUCUCUUGUGCUCUCUCUCUCUCUCUCUCGCCUUCAAGUAUCUCAGCUGCCAUAUGCACUUCUCAUAUUUGGCACUUUAUUUUCUGGCCUUACUUCACGCAAGAUUUUUACUUCUUUAAUAACAGUGAUGAUUUGUAAAGCAUUUUGGUAACCUGCAGACCUCUUGUUCGACCGAAGAGUCACAUGCAAAUAAGCUGACUGGACAUUUCUACCACCGAAGGGAGCGAGCAGUCGGGUGCUGCAUUCCGGCCAGUAAAUCUCUUGUUUUGGCUAUUUCAUCUCAAAAAAAAGAAAACCUAGGCAGUUUCUGUACAUAGAGAGAAGGUAGAAAUGGAAAUGAGAAAUAAAUAUUUGAAAGGGAAUAUAUUGAUUAAUUGCUAACUAUUUUAUUCACAAAGGGUCAAUAACUUGGCAAGAGAAAUUUGCGUAUUUGUAUAGUUUUGUCUGAAUGAGCGAGAAGAGUGUGGAUGUUUGUACAUAUUGUAUAUACUAAAACAGAUGUGCAUGAAUUCAAGGACAAAAAGAAGACAUGAAAAAGCAAAGCAUUAGUGGCUUAUGGUCUGUAAAAUGAAACAAAAAAAACUUUAUUUCACUAUAAGAAACUUUAUUUUAAAUGUUCUUUAGAAGAACAUUUUGCUAACGCAUGACUAAACUGCAGAAGCAGAAGAGCUAAAAUGUAUUUAGACUUAGGAAAAAAACGGCAAAGUAACAUUACUUUAAAAAAAAAAGAGUUAUGUUUACAUUUGAUUUUGGCUACCAGGAAUUUAUUUAAAUUUCUUUUAACCUUCUUGGUUACCUUUUUAAUAUUUUAUUUAAUUUCUCCUUUUUUGCCAAUGGUGCCAAGUAAAGUGAAUGCUAAUAUUGCUUAAGAAAAAUUAAGUUAUUUUGCAAAGCAGAUAAUCAUAAGAAUACAAAAUUGUAUCUAGCUUAACACCAUACACUCUCACUCCAAUAAAGAACACUUAGAAUGAACAUAAAAUAAAAAAUAAAAAUAAAAGAAAAAGAAAUAGUAUGAAAGUAGAAAAAAAAAUAUGUUUCACAUAUCCAUAUUUCCUGCUGGAAGUCAGACAAUGUACUAAAAAUUGCACAAAAUUUUAAAAAAAGAGUAAAAGUUUAAAAGAUGCAAGCAGGUUUUGUAGGGGUGUCAUGGUAUAUUGCUAUUUCCACAUAGACAGGAGCCAAAGAAAUCUGUUUUAGAAGAGUCAUUUCGAUAUGGAAGCUGAUGUGAAAUGUAGAUGCUGGGAAGUGGGGUGAGAGGGUGGGCAAAUCUUGAUUUUGAACUACUCUCCGCUGCGCCUGAAGUCAGAUAGAUUAUUUUGGCUUUUGACUGGGUGUAGCUCGGGUCAGAGGUGGUGGGGGGGGCCCACCAGCCUGCCCAUCCACCUCUGCCUGGCUACCUCUGUCCAUCCCGCACGCUUCCCCCCCCCCCAACGCCCUGUAUCCUGCUAGUGCCAGUUGAAACGUUGCCAGUGGGUUGGUCGCUUGGCCUGGCCUUUCGAGGCAUUUUGCUUUAUGGAAGAGUAAUUGUUCUUGCUUGAUCCCAGCCACCAGAUGCAAUGUGUAGUCUUUGCUCAGAGGCUUGUUGUGAAGCCUAAAAAUACUCACAAUUCUGUGAAGCUUUUAAACUGGUGUCUUUAUAAAAGAAGAGUUAAACACACAAAGAUUGUGGCAACAAAAAAGAAAAGAAAAAGACAAAAGCCAACCUGGGGUCAGAGCUCUCCGUGCCUUUUUCUCUCAUUGAAAUUGUAUAUCUCUCUUUCUCUGUCUCUUUUAAAUUCCUUUAUUUCACUGCCAAGACUGAAAAAUAACUGCGGUGUGUGUGCUGAAGCUCCUGCUUAGACCCCUCUGUACGUUUGUUAAGUGCUGUUUUGUGGCCCAGUUCAGUAAAGGGUGGAAACACAGAAAAGCCCAAAGCAGGGCAGGUGGACAGAGGAGACCUCAGCUCCUCCUGUUGCCCUCUAAGGCCAGCCCUGGGCUUCCUGGGCCCUUUGCACAGGGGGGCAAAGAGGAACAAGGAGCCUGAAGCGGGUGCCAACUUGGCAGCACCCUCUGCUUGCCGUUUUCAAACGGUGCGCUUAUUGUCUCAUUUUGGGCUGACCCUUGUUGCUUUCCGUCCUCACCAGUCACGACCUGAGUGGCGAUUUUUGGAGCCUGUCCCCUCCGUUUGUCCUAAAAGGGGGUUCUUCGGAGUCAGGGUUACCUUGAGGUGUUUCCGCUUCAACCCUUCCAGAUCCGCAGGCUCGGUGUUGCGUUGACCAAGUGUCAGUCUGGCUCUCAGGGUGCUGCGCAGGCUGGAGCAAGAAGCCCUUGCUUGGGACCUGCAAGGCAGGUUGAGGGUCACGGCUGUCAUUUCCCCCCUCCCCUUGUUCCUCAGAGAGCUCCGGGGGGGGGGGUCCUUGUUGGAACAACCUGUGUGUUUAUUCCAGUUUGACACGUGCCAAAAGGCCUUGCUGAAUCAGGGCCAUCACCUUUGGGCAUAUCAGUGACCUCGGGCAUGUUUGGUUUGAGAACGUUCCCAAGACAGUAUAUCAGUUUUUUUUAAUAAAUAAAAAAUAUUUUGCUUGCCCUUUCCUGGGUUGCGGGACUCAGUUAGAAACAGGAAGACCCCCUCGGGGCCACCUUCCUGAAUCAUUGAGGUGCCUGAGCGCCUGAGUCCAGGACCCUCUUGUAUGUCUCCCCAAAACCCAGAAUUGCUCCUUUGUGUGACAUCACGUGUGAAACGAACGAUCCUGUGUGAACGAAAUAAAGAAUAUAACAUGAACCCCCUCUAUGGUUGCACGCUUAAUGGCAGUUCCACACAGCAGUUGGCGCCCAAACAGAGGGGAGGGGGGGUCCCCGAGACUUGCAUGUAAACCUAGUAUAGAUGUCUCUUUUUGUAAGUUUUAUUUUUGUAACUGUGCAUGUUAAAAGCAUCACUGAAUCAAUGGAUCUGUUGAAGAACUCAGCUGCUGGAACCAUGCAAAAUGUUUUGAAUUGCCCUUAAAAUAUGGAAAAUGUUUUCUGAAUGCUUUAUAUUCUUUCUGCUGUAAAUUAAAAAUGAAGAAAAUUU